Messenger RNA from Amoebophrya sp. A120, 3394 nucleotides. The record is from the annotation of a GenBank genome assembly. NCBI's taxonomy places the organism in Eukaryota, Dinophyceae, Syndiniales, Amoebophryaceae.
CACAAGUAGAGCAGAUUGUUUAUUUUACAAGCGGACACGCCCAACCAAGAGAAUGUUUUGGAACGAAUCUGCUCCUGCGGCCGGCGUAGCAAGCCGGCGCCAGGACCGCGGCACGGCGUCCUACCAUCAUCAAUCCGCGGGCAGACCGCGGGGGGUCAGACGCAUUGACCCGAAUGCUACGUACCAAGAGCAACGGCAAAAAGUGGUGGAGCCGAACGUACCGUCGGCGCUCGGUGGUAUUGAUGAGGCCCUCUGAAAAUCGCUCGGAUACAAAAAAGUGCAUGAAGUUCAUGAUUUGCGUGUAUAUUUACCAAUUGCGUAUCACAUCACCACACUAUAUGACUGGACACUACCAUGUCAAAACCCUAUAACAGGUUGCAUCCCGUCGGAGUCGGAGACCCGGAGCGAUGUGCUUCCCCGGACCACAGAUAAUGGCUUGCACGGCAACAACGACAUGUCCCGUCGUACGACCUUCCGCUAUCACAGGCGCAAAAUACGACGCUCUCGACCCAAUGCCACUUUGCAGUCUUGGCGCAACCUAUUUUCCGAUUUACGCAGCAAGUUCACGAACUUGCACAAAGCCGCAGCGCCGUCGUAUAUCAUGGCGCAAGUGGCGUUUUUCAUUUCUCUAGCAAUGCGUCGAGAGGCAUUGCAAACCCGGUUAGAGCAGGUCCAUAUUUUGUUUCCAUAAGAACCACGGAGGAGCCGCUGCGAUGGGCAGCAAUCGGCCGUCCUUUCAUCUCCACAAGACCGAGGAAGUCUUCGCAGCUACGUCCCCAGCGGCCCAAGACGGUUUCCAGACCUUCGACGACCGUGACAUGUUUCGUACUCUUCUUUUGCCAUUAUCAUGCUUGUUUGUGUGCGCAAGCGCAACUACAGUUUCGCACCAAAAAGAAAGGACAGAACAUUCGCCUCCUACAUGACCCCUUCAGGGACAACAUGUUUUAAGUACUCUAUUUCAGAAGUGCGUCUCAUCGAUCUCUCGUAUUCGAAUACCAGGUGCCGGCACGGGCAGUAACCGCGACGCACUUGCCUACCCCGGUGCUCGGGGUGUGACGUCCAUGAUGGAAGGAAACGACAACCCGUACUGCACGGACAACCCGUACCUGCGGAACUGCUCGAAGAUGAACAACGCGUCCUCCUACCAGCAGAAGCCCAAGACAAACAACUUGAUGCGCUCGCACCUCAAGUCCGGUAAUGUCAGUUUUCCUCGUAUCAUGCACCUUUGCCGGACGAACGGCGGCACUUUCAUUAUGAACGCAGAGCAGAAACCUUUAUGUGGAAGCAUACCUCUUUUACUUUUUCAGUGGGAGCGCAGAGCAGAUACACGUUUUUCAGUGGGACGCAUGAAAAUAAACAAUUACAAUUCAUAAAGAACAAAAACGCACGACAGGCUUGGCCAGUUCCCGCGCGCCGCAACAAAUCCGAACGGAAUUUAGCAAAGAGUCCACCGGAAUUUUUCCGCAGAGCCGAGAGCAGAGUGAUCUGUCCACCCCGCAGUCCACGGCGACCGGCGGAGCUGAGCUGCGCCAGGUGCUAGUCGAAAUCGAGGGUCUGAAGGCGCGUCUGGGCAAGUAUCAAAGAUAAAAGUGUCUGGGUCUGAAAGGAUGCAACUUGUGACGCUGCAUUUGGUUUUGGAUUCCAGAAAAAUCUGUAUUGCAUGAGUACCAAAAGGAAUGAAAUUUUUUCUACGCGGAGAGGGCAUUUGUCAUGCGAAAUAGGCAUCAAGAAGCUCUCAAAAAAUCUGUGAUGCUAGGGCAUGCAUCACAGACAUCAGGGCUUGUGCAAAACGUGCAUGACAAGUGUCAGAACCUUCCAGCCCCAGACACUUUUACAGUUGAUAGGAAGGUCGAGACAGACAUGACCACUAUGCAGCAGGCCGUCGGCCGGCUGGAGAAAGGAUUGGGCCAGCUCCAGCAAUAUGAAUUGCAAAUAUCUCUGGGUCUGGACAUUUGUGUUACUGAUACCUGCAGUGCAAGUUGGACGCAUGCAGAGCAUACGCAGCAUAAAAUGUUUUCCUCAGCUUCUUGUUUGGCAUCACAAACUGCAGCCAUCCAGCACGACAAAAGAAAUGGCCAAUCGUAAAACUCAUGCGUAAUACAGAUCUUGUUGUCUUUGAAGAAGUCCCCCAUCUGCAUGACAAAUCCAGACUCAGAAAUAUUUGCAAGUCAUCACCAAUCCUGCGAGCGGCGAUUCAGCUACUUGGAAACGAACCAAUCCGCUCUGCAACGCAUGUGCCUCACGUGCUGCGGAAAGCAAGACUUGGCGGACAUCUAUAAGGUUUUCAGCGAAAACCAAAACGAGGCGCUGUUGCUCGAGUUUGAGCAAAAAGUGGCCCCGGCUCUGGACCGGCUCGCCGAAACCCGCGAUGAAGUAAGUGCUUACAAACUACGUUGUUUUGCCCGUGCUUAAGUAUAAAGUGAAAGUGGAUCAGAAUAAAUUAGGUCCUGCAGCAGCGUGGUGUUCGCAUUUUAGGAGUGUCUUUGUGUGCAACAUGAACCAAGCGUGAGCAGAUGCGCCCAAGUACGUUCAUGACCAAUACUACAAUAUCAGGAACUUCACACUGUCGCGGAAGUCCAGCAGGCCCAGGGUGCACUCGACGCGGCUAUCGAUAUUGCAGCAGAUUACCUGUUUUUCAAAUUGCGGCGCCAAACCAUCAAAACCUGCCGUCUGCGCCGGCAUUUACUCGCGGCGAAAGACUGCCGCCUGCAGAGUCCCGUGCCGCAGCUGGUGUCGGGUAGUGGCGUUGCGAUGUGACGUCGAUCCUGCUGGGAUGGUCAGAGAUUGCUAUGUCAAACAACUACUACUGAGCGCAACUACUUAACAAAUACUAGAUGAACAGCCAAGCAUUUGCAAAGUAUCCAUCUAUCAAUAUCGAGAAUCACCUACUGCUGAGAUUUUUAUUGAGAAAUCCAUCUCUCACUAUAGCCCCUUGCUGAUGCAGCGAGUUGUAAAAUCGGGCGCGGCCGCUUCUGAGAGAGCUAUGAAACCGAAAUACGCAAUUAUUCGUUCGCUAGAAUGAAAUGGCGACCGUUGAAAGACUGAUAGUUUCCGGACACCGACCGAUCAAAAUGUUGGUGCAUUGUAGAAUGUGAAUGGUUGAAACUUCCGCAGCGAACAACUAUAGUACGAGUAACUACUGCUACUAUCUCCUCGUGCGCGAACAAGCCCCACGCGCAAGCAACUACUGCUACUCCUAUGAAACAUCAGCCCCACGUCUUACCUCUAAGCAGCCAAAUUUGUUUCGAACCAGCCCCGCGCUACACUACUGAAAGACAGCCCCCAACCCGGCACGAAGUGCAACGAGUCGCAAAAUGUAGAGCUCCUUUUGUGCCUGAACUUUGAUGACCUCUGAAACACAGUGAAAUUAAUCUUCUACCACAUUGGUAUUUUC